AUGACAAGUUCAUACAUGUGUAUACGUCAAAGUCAGCGUGGCCUGUGUUCCAGCAGUGUGUUACACAUCCACGAAAGACGCUUCCCUGUCCUGCUGGAAGAAUCUGCAGGACGUGAAGAGCUGACUGAAAACCUCCGAGCCGUCCCGCUCAACUCCACCGGCUUAGCCUUCAGGCACACGGGCCACUGCGAGUACGAGAGGCAGCGCUGCUCCAACCUGAUCGGAGCCUUCUGCCCGAGGUGCGACGCCAGCGGGAACUUCCUGCCGCAGCAGUGCUCGGCGUCCACCGGGUACUGCUGGUGCGUCGACCCCGUCAGUGGAGCGGAGAUACCGAACACGCAGACGCCGCCGGGGAGCGUUCCUGUCGACUGCAACAAAGCAAACUACUGCCCCUAUGGCUGGAGCCACUAUGGAAAAAGGUGUUUCAUCUUCAUCAAUGCCCCGAAGACCUGGACUGAAGCUGAGAUUUACUGCCAGUUUGAUGGAGCCAACCUGGCGUCAGUCCACAGCUAUGAGGAGAAUCACUUCGUCAUGUCUUUGACCAGAGGAAACACCUACGACUUCCCCGAGGCCUGGAUCGGCGGCUCUGAUGUCAUACACCCCGGCUUCUGGAUGUGGAGUGACGGCUCCAAGUUUGACUAUGAAAACUGGUACGACGAACACCACGAUGAGGAGGAAGGCUCCUGCCUGAAGAUGAAUUAUGAAUAUGACCUGAAGUGGUUUCACAGUCCCUGUAACGAGUCUUAUCCCUUUGUCUGUGCCAAGAAGUGCUGA
Messenger RNA from Toxotes jaculatrix (banded archerfish), 774 nucleotides. It is a transcript of the gene eslec, whose product is annotated as ladderlectin. The record is from RefSeq and is a predicted model, not a curated record. NCBI's taxonomy places the organism in Eukaryota, Metazoa, Chordata, Actinopteri, Toxotidae. Bases 1 to 774 code for a protein of 257 amino acids. The transcript is spliced from 6 exons. Gene Ontology annotation, molecular function: signaling receptor activity.